UGGUAAAAUGUUUCAUACAAAAAAAAAAGUCUGAACUUUGUUUCUGGCAAUAAAAAUAUAAAUAAAAUAUUAAUGAAAAGAUUAUUUAUUUUUUUUGUCUUUUAUAAAUUAAGUAAUUAAAUUAAUUAUAUAAAAAAAUGGCUUCUGGUAUAUUGAGAACUCCUAGAAUAAUAAAUGUACAGCCAACAAAAAAACAUACUGCCAGUUUAUUUAUUUUCCAUGGCUCUGGGAGUACUGGGAAGGAUAUAAAGGAGUGGAUAGACAUAUUGACUAGGGACGAAUUCAAAUUUCCUCAUAUCAAAAUUAUUUACCCAACUGCACCAGCUCAACCUUACACACCAUUAGGAGGAAUGCUGAGUAAUGUCUGGUUCGAUCGUAACGGAGUGAAUAUUAAAGCGCCCGAAAAUAACGAAUCAAUUGAUGCGAUAGCUAAAGCAACAUCAGAGCUGAUAAAUGAUGAAAUAAAAAACGGUAUCCCGGAGAGCAGGAUUGUCGUGAGCGGAUUUUCGAUGGGUGGUGCCUUGGCGAUGUACCUGGCGUAUAAUUACCGGCCAUCGCUAGCUGGUUGUGUUGCUAUGUCAUCAUUUCUUAAUGAAAACUCACUAGUUUACGAGGCUUUGAAAAAUAAUAUCAAAACACCUCCAUUAUUACAAUUUCAUGGACUCAAUGAUUCACUUGUGCCUUUUUCAUGGGGAGAAAAAACUCAUGAUAAUUUAAAAAAAUUAAAUGUCAAUAGUAAAUUAAUAUCAAUACCUAAUAUUGAACACGAAAUAGUUAAAUCUGAAAUAGAACAAUUUAAAGAAUGGAUUUUAAAAAUUAUUCCUGAUGUAUAAUUUGUCAUUAAUUUUUUAAUUAAUUAUUUAUUAUUAGAAUUAAUAAUAAAUAUUUUAUAAUUACUGUAUACAUAUGUAAGAUAAAUCCCCCGAUUAUUGAUACAUAAAUAUUCUACCCUAAAAUUUAUUUAUCAAACUAAAGAUCAAUAAUAAAUUUUUACUAAUUUUGUAAAAUAGUUUUUUAUUAAUAAAUCUGGGGCAUUUUAUAUGAGCACUUAAAGUUAAAUAGAGCAGUGUCAAUAAUUGGUAGCUUGUAAAUAAUAAUUAAGUUCCCUACUCUAAAUAUAUUUUGUUCGCUGCAUAAAUGUCCGCAUAAUGAAAAUAAUCAAUAGUCAAAAUUGCAUAAAAAUUUUUUACUUUUAUUAUUUUUGAAUCCGUCUCGCCCUUGAACCAAGAGAUUUAAUUAUUUAUA
Molecule: messenger RNA, 1245 nt
Organism: Microplitis demolitor
Lineage: Eukaryota; Metazoa; Arthropoda; Insecta; Hymenoptera; Braconidae
Product: lysophospholipase-like protein 1
Exons: 4
Coding region: 138-833 (231 amino acids)
Biological process (GO): protein depalmitoylation
Cellular component (GO): cytoplasm
Molecular function (GO): carboxylic ester hydrolase activity; palmitoyl-(protein) hydrolase activity
Source: RefSeq, a predicted model, not a curated record